Molecule: messenger RNA, 1084 nt
Organism: Astrephomene gubernaculifera
Lineage: Eukaryota; Viridiplantae; Chlorophyta; Chlorophyceae; Chlamydomonadales; Astrephomenaceae
Source: the annotation of a GenBank genome assembly
ACUGGCACAAUGUCGACCAUCGUGCCAGAGCUCCUUGCCAAGAAGCGCAAGCGGGACGAGCAGGCCGCUGCCGACCGGGCAGUGGCUGCUCUGGAGUCUCGCAAGAAGGCCCGGGCCACUCGCAAGGACAUCUUCAAGCGCGCGGAGAAGUAUGUGUCCGAGUACCGCUCCCAGGAGAAGGACAUGGUCCGCCUGAAGCGCGAUGCCAAGGCUAAGGGUGGCUUCUACGUGCCCCCUGAGGCCAAGGUCAUCUUCGUGGUGCGCAUUCGCGGUCUCAACAAGAUUGCCCCCAAGACGAAGAAGAUCCUGCAGCUGCUGCGCCUGAAGCAGCUGAACAUGGGCGUCUUCCUCAAGGUGAGCAAGCCCGUGCUGAACAUGCUCCAGCGCGUGGAGCCCUACGUCGCCUUCGGCUACCCCAACCUGAAGUCGGUCCGGGAGCUGAUCUACAAGCGUGGCUACGCCAAGAUCAAGGGCAACCGCAUCCCCCUGACGGACAACCGGAUCAUUGAGGAGAACCUGGGCAAGCACGGGCUCAUCUGCAUGGAGGACCUGGUGCACGAGAUCUACACGUGCGGCCCCAAGUUCAAGGAGGUCAGCACCUUCCUGUGGCCCUUCAAGCUGUCGUCGCCUAAGGGCGGCAUGGACAAGAAGCGCCUGCACUACGUGGAGGGCGGCCAGGCCGGCAACCGCGAGGAGAAGAUCAACGCUUUCAUCCGCAAGAUGAACUAAGCGCAGCGGUAGCAGCAGCAGAAGCAGCGCUACUUGCAGAGGCCGCAUACGCAGCGCUGGCAGCAGCGGCCAAUGCAGCAGCGGUGGAGACGGCAGCAGAUAGUGGAGCGGAGCUAGGCUCUUGCUUUGCUGCGCCGUGAUAGGAUAGUGCUAGAUGCCCCAAGGGCGCCGCACCUCCCAACCGCUUGCAGCUGCGAGUUGGUCUUCCUUGGUGGUUUCGCCCGGCUUUCGUCGGAAGGAGAGCGUGUAAUGCGUAUCUGUGCGUAUGGCUUCGCCUCCUCUCUAUUGCUGAGCAUGGCCACAAACUCAUGCACGUUAAUCUAAACACAUGGCUGGAGAGCAGCGGAAAUAAGCC